AUGAACGGAAGAGUGGAUUACGUGGUUACCGAAGAAGAGAUCAAUCUCACCAGAGGACCGUCAGGGCUGGGCUUCAACAUCGUCGGUGGGACAGAUCAGCAGUAUGUCUCCAAUGACAGUGGCAUCUUCGUCAGCCGCAUCAAAGAGAACGGGGCUGCAGCCCUGGAUGGGCGGCUCCAGGAGGGUGAUAAGAUCCUCUCGGUCAAUGGCCAAGACCUAAAGAACCUGCUGCACCAGGAUGCUGUAGACCUCUUCCGUAACGCAGGCUAUGCUGUGUCCCUGAGAGUACAACACAGGUUACAGGUGCAGAAUGGGCCCAUAGGACCUCAAGGUGAAGGGGAGCCAAGUGGCAUUCCCAUAGCUAUGGUGCUGGUGCCAGUGUUUGCCCUCACCGUGGUAGCAGCCUGGGCCUUCAUGAGAUACUGGCAACGACAUUGA
Rangifer tarandus platyrhynchus (Svalbard reindeer) is the source of this 438-nucleotide messenger RNA. Lineage: Eukaryota; Metazoa; Chordata; Mammalia; Artiodactyla; Cervidae. The record is from the annotation of a GenBank genome assembly.